Messenger RNA from Myotis davidii, 1460 nucleotides. RefSeq names its product isoaspartyl peptidase/L-asparaginase-like. The record is from RefSeq and is a predicted model, not a curated record. Gene Ontology annotation, molecular function: asparaginase activity. Lineage: Eukaryota; Metazoa; Chordata; Mammalia; Chiroptera; Vespertilionidae. The transcript is spliced from 5 exons. Bases 12 to 611 code for a protein of 199 amino acids.
CGCGGCUUGUCAUGGAGAAGACGCCUCACUGCCUCCUGACCGGCCUGGGCGCUGCAGAAUUUGCCGCCGCCAUGGGGGUCCCGGCGGUUCCUGGGGAGCAGCUGGUAACGGAGAGAAGAAGGAAACACCUUGCGAGAGAGAAGCAGAAGGAGGCUCAGAAUCCGGACCAGCAGAAAGACUUGGGCACCGUGGGCGCCGUUGCCUUGGACGCCAGAGGAGACGUGGCUUACGCCACCUCGACCGGGGGCAUCGUGAACAAAAUGGUCGGCCGAGUCGGGGACACGCCCUGUGUAGGAUCCGGGGGCUACGCCGACAAUGCCAUUGGAGCUGUUUCCACCACGGGGCACGGGGAGAGCAUCCUGAAGGUGAACCUGGCCAGGCUCGCGCUCUUCCAUGUGGAGCGGGGAAAGACAUUGGACGAGGCGGCGUCGGCGUCGCUGGGUUACAUGAAGUCCAAGCUCCAAGGCCUGGGUGGUGUCAUCUUGCUCAACACAGCGGGAGACUGGGCGGCCCAGUGGACCUCGGAGUCUAUGGCCUGGGCGGCCGCCAAGGAUGACAAGCUGCACGUCGGCGUCAAUCUUGGCGACACCAGGGUCACUGACCUGCCCUGAGCCCCGGAGGGUUAGGCCAGGAGCUGGCCUGCAGGUGACGCCGUUGCCUGGGUCGCAGGCUCAGCUUGACCCGUUAGCUAGAACCAGAAGCACCCUCCGGUCUGCCCCGCGUCCUGCCCCUGGAGCAGUGCCUGUCCGAGUGUGUGGUGAGGGGUGGAGUCUGAAGGGAGGAGAGAAGUGCCCACAGUGAGGUCAAAAUGCAACGAGUGAGGAUGACGGAGGCCGGAGCCGUCUCUUGAGCCGCCCCCUGGUCUCAGGUUAGAAAGAACCAACAUGAUCUCAACCCAACCACCACCGGAAUGUCCUCGCACAGGGAGCUGGAAUUGGGAAACACACCCCCCCCAGUUCCCUCACCCCCAGUGGCAGAGCUGCCCCCCAUCCCGGGCUGUCAUGGUUGCACUUUCUGGCGGGACCGGGAGGCAGGUGGGAAGAGAGUCCGCGGACGCGUCUGACGGCGGCAGGAGCAGCAGAGCUCAUGGCAGAGUCCGGCUGAGCGGCGCCCACUGGGCCCGAAGGACGUGGGUAAAAGCGGGAGCGGCCGACGGGUUUCUAAGGACGGUCGGACCCUUGCUGACUUACUGACGUCGAAGCUUCCAGACCUCAGAGGACCCUCUGGUAACUCGCAGUUCCCGGAGCUGAUGGUGCAGCCUGGGCCCCACCCCUGAGUGGGAUGUGGCCGUGGGUCGCGGGGAAGGGAGGCGUUCCCUGGUGGAGGGUCCCGUUAACCUUCCCACUGGAGCGGUGUUUCUGCUGUGCCGGGUCUGCAGUCUGACCUCUCUGGAAGGAACCUGCUUAACUGGCAAUCCCACGGCCACUAGUAAACGAAUAAAAUGCGAUUUGGAAGAACAA